This is a messenger RNA of Daucus carota subsp. sativus, 1018 nucleotides long. RefSeq lists its product as uncharacterized. Gene Ontology annotation, molecular function: zinc ion binding. The transcript is spliced from 4 exons. NCBI's taxonomy places the organism in Eukaryota, Viridiplantae, Streptophyta, Magnoliopsida, Apiales, Apiaceae. The coding region runs from base 68 to 697 and encodes 209 amino acids. The record is from RefSeq and is a predicted model, not a curated record.
AAAACAUACACACAAAUGCACACAGAGCGAGAGCGAGACUGAGAGAGAGAGAGAGAGAGAGAGAGAAAUGGUGAGGUACAGAGUAUUAUUCACUGCAGAUCUCCAGAAUCUGACUAAUCUUCAACCUGCCGAUGGCGUUGAUAGUCCUACUUUCGCUUACUACUUCAAGAUGAAAUGUGGCAAUUGUGGAGAGCCGGCAAAGAAGGAGAUUAGUGUGCUUUCCAAUGUGAAAACGUCUCGUUCAAGAAAUGCCCCUAAUCUUUUUAUGAAGUGUAAGCUCUGUGAGAGAAGAGGCUCUAUGAAUGUGGUGACCACUGAUACAGGGAAGCCACUAACUGAGGAGCUUAGUGCCAUUGGGGAAUCUGCCCCUCUGAUGGAACUUGACUGCAAGGGAUUCGAUCCUGUUGAACUUGUGUUUGGCAAUGGUUGGAAAGCUAAAUCGAUUGCUGGGACCAAGUUUUUGGACAUUAACUUGUCUAAUGGAGAAUUUUCUGAAUAUGAUGAGAUGGGAAAAUGCCCAGUUGCCAUCUACAAUCUUCGUGUCACUUUUGAGGUGUUGAUGUCAGAAUAUAGAGAGUAUAUGCUAGCCAGGAGUAUACGCAUUUGGGAUUGGCAUAGAGACUGGCAUGCCGUUGCCAAGGCCAAUAAGAAAGAAACUGGGGUUUAUAGUUACUUCCCUCGCAUAGUAAGGUAUUAGUUCUGAUGGAUGAGCAAAGCAGUUUGAUCAGAAUUCUUACUUUGAACUAUGAUGAGGAAUGGUAAGAUGGUACUGGCUGAACCUGUGUAUUACGUUAUAACACUUUUAAGAACAGUUAUGCAGACAGUAGACAUACACAACUGAUUAGUAAUUGUUCAAAUAUUUGUUUGAUGAAUUAGACAUGGAAUGUCAGGAUUCUGUACAUGUGCUGUGUGCAUUAUGAGUCUGAUGUACACAGCUAACGCUUGACAUUCUUCUUUAGAGUCUUAACUAGCACAACACAGUUGAUGAAUUUGUUAGUCCAUGCUGCCUGUUUUUUUU